GUUACCUACGAGAUGAGCAAAGCACAGAAGAGGAAACGCCUAAACCAAGGCGACGGCGAAUCAAAAACUCCGGUCAUUAAAUCCGCUGUUGACGGUGGAGAUCCUUACCCCGCACUUCUUAGACCUACCGCUGAAGAAUGCCGAGACGUGAGAGAUGCUUUGUUGUCUCUCCAUGGGUUCCCUCCCGAGUUCGCUAGUUACCGCCGUAAGAGACUCCGAUUAUUCUCCGCCGUCGAUGAUCACGGUACACAAUGUACGGUGAAACCUGAGCCGUUGGAUGAAGCGGAGGAAGAGAGUGUGCUUGAUGGGCUGGUUAAAAUUCUUCUCUCCCAGAACACAACUGAGAGCAAUUCCUUAAGAGCUUUUGCUUCUCUGAAAGCUGCAUUCCCGAAAUGGGAAGAUGUUUUGGCUGCUGAGUCAAUAUCAAUUGAGAAUGCUAUACGAUGUGGAGGAUUGGCUCCUAAGAAGGCUGUGUGUAUCAAGAAUAUAUUGAACAGAUUGCAGAACGAAAAAGGCGUAUUGUGCUUGGAGUAUCUGCGCAGUUUAUCGGUAGAUGAAGUAAAAUCUGAGCUCUCUCAAUUUAAAGGAGUAGGACCUAAAACGGUUUCUUGUGUCCUCAUGUUUAAUCUCCAGCACAAUGAUUUCCCAGUAGACACUCAUGUGUUUGAGAUCGCAAAGGCGUUAGGUUGGGUCCCCAAAACCGCAGACAGGAAUAAAACCUACGUUCAUCUCAACCGCAGGAUCCCCGAUGAGCUCAAGUUUGAUCUGAACUGUCUGUUAUAUACACAUGGUAAGCUCUGCAGCAAUUGCAAGAAGAAUGUUGGUAAACCAAAAGCAAAAGCUAAAGCUAAAGAGGCAUCUCCUAGUCCUGAUAAUUGCCCUCUUGUGCGUUUCUCUGAUUUAGUCUAGAUAACCUGUAUUAGAACUCAUUUGUUUCGGUUUGCUUCGGUGUAGUGUUAUUUUUGGUCC
Molecule: messenger RNA, 969 nt
Organism: Capsella rubella
Lineage: Eukaryota; Viridiplantae; Streptophyta; Magnoliopsida; Brassicales; Brassicaceae
Product: putative DNA glycosylase At3g47830
Exons: 4
Coding region: 13-909 (298 amino acids)
Biological process (GO): base-excision repair
Molecular function (GO): catalytic activity
Source: RefSeq, a predicted model, not a curated record